This is a messenger RNA of Chrysemys picta bellii (western painted turtle), 2301 nucleotides long. It is a transcript of the gene LUM, whose product is annotated as lumican. NCBI's taxonomy places the organism in Eukaryota, Metazoa, Chordata, Testudines, Emydidae. Gene Ontology annotation, molecular function: protein binding; collagen binding. The record is from RefSeq and is a predicted model, not a curated record.
CUGCAGAUGGGUUGUCCUUGUACAGUAUACAGUAUCCACCUGCACUUCAUUAGAGAGCAGCAUUUGUACAUGCCACACCACAAGAUCAUCAUGAUGACAUAGCAGCUUCAGAGAACAGCGUGACUAGGGUUUUUUUGGUUUGGUUUUUUUUGGGGGUUGUUGUUUUUUGUUUUGUUUUUUUUAGCUCUUGUAUCACAGAGGAUCUGGCAACCAGUUACCUCCUGACACCGUUUACAGCAUAUAUUGGUCGAUUCAGUCCUUUAUUGCAUCUGCUCUGGGAAUUAAAGAAAGCAGUUCAAGGCAGUAAGGGACAAGACACAUUUCAAAGAUGCAUCUAAGCUCUCUACCUUUCUUACUGGUAUUGAUCAGUGGCAUUUUCUGCUAUUACGACUAUGAUAUGGGAUAUUAUCCAGACCCAGAUGACCCUUAUGUUCAUUCAAUGAUGGGGCCAUCUACAGCGGUCUGUGCCCCAGAAUGUAAUUGUCCUGAAACCUAUCCAUCUGCAAUGUAUUGUGAUGACCUCAAAUUGAAAAGCAUCCCAGUUGUACCUGCUGGAAUAAAAUACCUUUAUCUCCGAAACAAUAUGAUUGAGGGCAUUGAAGAAAAUACAUUUGACAAUGUAACAGACCUGCAGUGGCUGAUCUUAGAUCACAACCAUUUGGAAAAUUCAAAAAUUAAGGGAAGAGUCUUCUCCAAACUAAAGAGUUUAAAGAAAUUGCAUAUAAAUUAUAACAAUUUGACUGAAGCUGUUGGACCACUUGCCAAUACCAUGGAUGACCUGCAACUUAGUCACAACAAGAUCACAAAAGUCAGCGCCAAUGUACUGGAGGGGCUGGUGAACCUGACUGUCUUUCACCUACAGCAUAACCAGCUGAAAACAGACUCUGUUUCCGGGGCUUUGAAAGGCCUGAAGUCACUUUUAUAUCUUGACUUGAGCUCCAAUCAACUUACAAAGCUACCAAAAGGACUGCCUCCUGCUUUACUCAUGCUGUAUUUUAACAACAACCAGAUCACCAACAUUCCUGAUGAGUACUUCCAAGGUCUUAAGGCCCUGCAAUAUUUACAUCUGUCUCACAAUCGGUUGACAGAUGGUGGAAUACCAGGCAACGUUUUCAAUAUCUCCUCCCUAGUUGAGUUGGAUCUCUCCUAUAACAUGCUGAAGAGCAUUCCAACAGUCAAUGAGAACCUAGAAAACUUCUACCUCCAAGUCAACCAAAUUAACAAGUUCCCACUGAGCAGCUUUUGUAAGGUUGUUGGACCACUAACCUAUUCCAGGGUCAAACAUUUGCGUUUGGAUGGAAAUAAUCUCACUCGAUCUGACCUGCCACAGGAAAUGUACAACUGUCUCCGUGUAGCUGCUGAUAUCUCACUGGAGUGAAGUGCCUCCGAUUUCCUUAUAAGGGUCAUAACUAUACUGCAGAUUUACACCAGCAUAACUCUUUAAAAUUAGGAUGUCUUAACAAAAGUCAACUUGCAUAUUAUCUAUUCUGUUUGUUAAUAUUUAGCAUGAACCUGGUGAUCCUAACAAAACAUGUUUGUGCAUACUUUUACAAGUAGUUUCAAUUGUUUGUUUCUGGAAACACAAAAGGACCCUAUUCAGCCCCCUCCCCACAAAAAAAAUCUGGCUUCCAAGUUGGAGGAAUAUGAUCAUGAUUGUAAAAAUCUAUGUGCAUUCAAACACAUGCACACAAACAUUGGUGUAUGCAGUUUUGCUCAGGUUCUCAUGGAAGUCAGGUGUGUUUUUGGUAGAGUACUGAAUGGUAAUUUAGGGCUGAACUGUGUAUGUACAAUAUUCAUCCUGGUCAACAUUAAUAUUCUAAAUUAUUCACACCUUUGAUAUAUUUUUAGAAAUUGCAAAAGAACAGCAUAAUACAAUUUAGCAAUAUAAAUAUGAUAAAAUUUGUAUGAAAAUAUAUUUUCAGAGCCCAUUUGAAUAUGACAUUAAUGAGACAUGAAAGAUUAUGAAGAAACAAGAACAUUUUUCAGGAUUUUUAAAUUGUUUGUUGUUGUUUUUGUCACUUACCUAUAUACUUUCAUGGAGAGGUUUUUGUCUGCUACCAGUAGAAUUGUUAUUUCUCAGUAAAUCAUAUAUACAAGUAUUUUUAUUCAAUUACUUGCAUGCUACGUUUAACCAGACUGUAGAAAAUAAAACAUAGCAAAUAGCUCUGUUGUGUCCAUAUCAUUGUCAAAUAUGUUGCAGUCUUUUAUAAACUUGAAAAGGAAGUUCAGGUUAAAACUAAAAAUUCUAAGGUAUUAUAUUUUGCUGAAUUUAUUGUAAGGUUAAAUAAACUGUUUUCUGAA